AAAAAAAUCUGUAAAAGAUAUUUUGUGUCUGUGGUGGUAAAUAAACCCUUAUCUUGAAGCUAUAUAUUAAUUACUCUUCAUUCAUCCAUUUCAAAAGAGUUUUAUCAUCAGAUCGGUUCCCAUGGCUGCAGCUGCUAACACCGCCGUUUUUGUAUCUCCUUCGCAGCCUUUAUCCUCUAAACGCAAUUUUUUGUACAGUUCAACGGUUAGUCCAAUACAGAGGAGAUUUCCAAGGAGGAAACUUGAGCUGCAAGUAAAAGCUGUUGCCACCACUCUUGCACCCCUCGAAGAGAUCAAAGAAUAUAAGCUUCCUUCAUGGGCAAUGUUCGAGAUGGGGACAGCUCCAGUGUUCUGGAAAACCAUGAACGGGCUUCCUCCAACCGCGGGUGAGAAGUUGAAACUUUUCUACAAUCCAGCUGCAACCAAACUCACUCCUAACGAGGACUAUGGGGUUGCUUUCAACGGAGGAUUUAACCAACCAAUCAUGUGUGGUGGAGAACCAAGAGCAAUGCUUAAGAAAGAUCGAGGCAAAGCCGAUUCUCCCAUUUACACUAUGCAGAUUUGCAUUCCUAAGCAUGCUGUGAAUUUGAUAUUCUCGUUCACCAAUGGUGUCGAUUGGGAUGGUCCAUACAGACUUCAGUUCCAAGUCCCCAAGCGAUGGCAAAACAAACCUAUCGAGUUCUUCAAUGAGGGUCUAGCUAAAGAGUUGAGCCAAGAUGGAGCCUGUGAGAGAGCAAUAUUUCCUGACUCGAACAUAGUUGCAACACGGUGCACUAUGAUUGCCAACUUGACGGUCGAAGGAGGAGAUAGAUGCAAUCUGGACCUUGUUCCUGGGUGCAUGGAUACAAACUCAGAACAUUUCAACCCGUUGGCUAAUGUUGAUGAUGGCUCUUGCCCUCUUGAGUUAUCUGAUUCUGAUGAAUAGAACUCAUCUUUAUUCAUGUAAAUAUAUACACACAGAUAUGUUGGUUUUGGUAUUUAAUAGUAAAAAAACAAGGUAAAUUUUUCUUCGGAGAAAGAAUGUGAAAAGUUCUGGUGGCCACGCGCCGUAUUUAUCUGGGUUAGUAGUGGAUUUAAA
This is a messenger RNA of Brassica oleracea var. oleracea, 1078 nucleotides long. RefSeq lists its product as uncharacterized. Gene Ontology annotation, biological process: chlororespiration. NCBI's taxonomy places the organism in Eukaryota, Viridiplantae, Streptophyta, Magnoliopsida, Brassicales, Brassicaceae. Gene Ontology annotation, cellular component: chloroplast stroma; thylakoid. The transcript is spliced from 8 exons. Bases 122 to 925 code for a protein of 267 amino acids. The record is from RefSeq and is a predicted model, not a curated record.